CGAACGAGGGGACACUUUUACUGCUUCUCUCCAAAAGUGAACGAUCAUUUGGUAGGUAGCUCUCCUGGUUAGAAACACAGUUAAAAAUCACCGAUGACUGCCGAGACGCUGCAGUCAACCUACAUGGAUCACGGUCUCAGCAAACGAAAUCCAGCGCUGAGACUGGUCGAUGUUACUUCGCAUCAAAAUAUUAACGGGAUGUCGACGACAUUUGGAUUAGCGCCGCAUGCACACCAUUCAACGGAUACUAGCGACUCGGCCGCCGGUAUGGGCUUGAAUCCUUAUGGUAUGGAGGCGACGCACAUGGGAGCACUCAAACUGAGUCCACCUCAUCCGAUGACGGAAACGAGUUGUGCACCGACGUCGAAUUACAGUCAAACCAACGGCUAUGUGCCCCAUUCACACGGCCACCACGCUCACCACGGGCAUGUUACCAGCUACACUGCACAGGCGCUAUCAGCUAGUCGGGACUUCCUCCUACGGCGAGAACAUCUUACGGGAUCAGCAGUACCGCUGGGCACCAGUCUAGCCUCCCAUGAAAGUCUCGCAGCGAACACAGCUCCACACCACAGUAUGUUUGUACCAACAACCAGUAACUUGCACGUCCCUCAUGGACACGCCGACGGUACUUCAAGUUCUCAUGUACUUUUUCCAGGACUCCACGACCAAUCUAACGCACAUCACGGAGCAUCCCAUCAUCAUAUGAACAGUCAGAUGAGAUUAACUAUUCCCAGUGAUAUGUACGGUCGACCAGAUCAAUUUAACCAAGUUACCAGUCCACGAAAUGAUCAUCUCACGUCACCUCAACUUCACCAUAAUCCUCAUAUGAACCACAUGAACAUGAAUAUGAAUAUGAACAUGAAUGUGAACAUGAACAUGAAUCCACCUCAUGGGCCUGGUGCAUUUUUCCGUUACAUGAGACAGCCGAUAAAACAAGAACUAAGUUGUCUGUGGAUAGACCAAGAUCAACCGAAUCCAAAGAAAUCGUGUAUGAAAACUUUUACUUCAAUGCACGAAAUUGUUACUCAUAUAACUGUUGAACACGUAGGGGGGCCAGAACAGACCAAUCAUACGUGUUAUUGGCAAAACUGUGCAAGGAACUUAAAACCAUUUAAAGCUAAAUAUAAGUUAGUUAAUCAUAUACGAGUACACACGGGUGAAAAACCAUUCCCCUGUCCGUUUCCUGGAUGCGGGAAAGUCUUCGCAAGAUCAGAGAAUCUCAAGAUUCACAAAAGAACGCACACAGGAGAGAAACCCUUUAAGUGUGAGUUCGAUGGAUGUGAUCGGCGGUUUGCCAAUUCCAGUGAUCGGAAGAAACACUCCCACGUGCACACUUCUGACAAACCCUACAACUGUAAGGUACGUGGCUGUGAUAAAAGCUAUACACACCCUAGCUCGCUACGAAAGCACAUGAAGGUACACGGAAAAUCACCGCCACCAACCAACGUUUACGACACUUCCACAACCUCAUUGAUAUCUCCACAGACAUCGGAAGGUGGUCACAGUAUUUCAUCGUUACCUCUUGCUCCCAAUCCGCCGUCGCUAGCGCCGACGCACACGAAUUUGAGUGAAUGGUACGUUUGCCAGAGUGCGGCAGGGAUGCCGACUCCUCCCAGCAACGAACACUCGCCGGUGAACAGUUCAUCAGUCUGCCAUCCAAACUCAAUGGCAAGUACAACGACGACAUCAUCGUAUUAGAGAUAUGGUGUGAUACCAAAAACUAUAAUAACACACGGCAAUAAACAAUGAUGAAGCGAACUGACUGAAUUGUAGGUAACGCCACUUGCAUGUUUCAAAAACCGCCAUUUUGUAUCACACUGUCCAGUCGGAAUGCGUUCUUGCAAUGGGAUAACAUAUCUCGUUAACUUUCAAAUGAACACCAGAGAUUUUUUAACAUAAAUACUAUUUUUAUAUAGUAAAUUUGGUUUUAAAAGUUACCAAUUUGAACAGAAACAAUAUUUUUUGGGGAAGUCAUUUGUUGUUUGAAAUUGAACAUGCAUUCUUGCAUUUUAUUAUAUUAUUCAAAGCUUGCGAUGUAAUGAAUCAUGUUGACAAAACAUUUAUUCUUAAUUCUGAAAAAUUUAACGAAAGUAUAUUUUCAUACGUUUGUAGGCUUUGUCGCCUUUCAAAGCUGAUAUGCGAAGAAGUUUAUUUAUUCUCUUCAACCGUCUCCAUUCGAUUUCAUCCAGUUCCUUUCGCGAAGCAAUGGGUCAGUUGUGAUUGAUAACACAGAGUACAUAGCGUUGAUAUUUAUAAAAUAACAGCUAUUAUUUAAUAUUAUGAUAACCCUUUUGGCUAUUUUCACCCGGUUACUUUCCAGAGUUCAUUUGCCAGUGACUUCUUUUUACGAUCGAUGUUUGGAAUAUUUAUGGUAAAAACUGUUUUCUCUAGUUCGUGAUACAUUAAACGCCCGUCACAUGUCAUAGCGCACAUGAGAUAGACGCCGUAAUUACUAUGCGAUAAAAACAGCCCAAUGUUGUAAAUACAAAGUAUCUAUCCAGGAAUAACACGUUAUUAAUUUACAAUAUAAAACGAAAAGCUGGAAACGUUGAGAAAUUGGCGGUUGAAAGCCUGUGGUACAACUAAAUAGUGAUUAAAUAACAAUUCCGACCAAUUUCAAUUGUCAAUUAACGCUUUACACAAAUCGACACUGUUUAUAAAUGUGCCGCUGUCAAAUUAGAAAGAGGCAAUAUCAGCAGUACUGUUAGCCUGACAGGUUAUGAACAGCCAAGAAUAUUGGCGUCUCUGACGCACCAUUUAAAUCCCGGCUGACAGUGACGUUAUUCAGUACAUACUAAAUUGAAUUUUGUUACAUUGUCAUUUAAACAGGCACCAUUUUACGCCGAUUAUUUAAUAUCGACGUCGACAUUUUUUACAAAUAACACGCCUUAUUGUUUUUCAAUGUCAAUUAAAAUACGGAUAUUGAAAGCAUUUUGGGGAUCGUGCCAACCAAAAUACUAUUGUACCAUUUACCAGUUAUAUCGAUGCUUAAUAUGAUGCAUGUUGCGUUCUUACGUCUUCCUCGCAUCACACAUUCUAGUCAAGUUAUUUAAACUGAUGAUUUAUUUGAUUUACAUUGACGAACUCUCACCAGGUUGAAUCUCUAAUCUUUCCCAUCAUAUUUUGGUUGAAUCCAGUAAUAAUAACACUGGCUAAUAAAGACUUAUAUGUUGUGUUAAUUUUAUAAUUAGUUACAUUAUUUCAAAAGUGUCCCCUAAGUUCAGUAUAUCCAUAACCAUAAUUUUGAACACGAUCAAUUUUUAUUUACUAAAUUCGCUCGGAUAUACGCAUAUGAUCGUUUUGCUGGCUCGGUGUAUUGCUAUACUUCUGUGUUGCUAUGCGUACAACACCUGCAAUAUUGGCAGAUUUGACAGUCGUUUUCAGUUAAUAACUGUCCUAUCUCCCUCUUAUCUACCACGCGUUCACCUUAGCGCCUGACAUUUCCUUUUAAUUACCACCGAAUUCGAUUGGAUUUCGCCGACUUAAUAAAAAAUUGAGGCCAGAAAGUAGUUGUAAUUUCAAUCACACCUACGACCUGUUUUGUUACCCAUACAACUUGUCGAUCUGAAUGUGUCUUAUUGGGUAUGGGUACUGUGCCGGGUGGUGUGGGUACUGUAUCGGGUAUGGUUAUGAGAGUUGUAUGUGUGUAGUAAACUCUCUGUAAAUGGGAUAAUUCUAUAUAUUUUAUUUAAUGAUAAUUUUAUAUAUCUUCUUUUUACAACAAACAAGAUAUUUUAUACAACGUUGGCGGACCGUUGGUUCAUUGUCCAACGUUAGAAUUGUGUCCUUACUAGUAUAUUGUGUAGAUAACAGAGUUAUUGUUAGUUUGCAUAGUUACACAAAAUAUAUCAAUUUUUAUGUAAAUAUUUUAAAACGGCUAAUGUAUUUCAUUUAUGUUAAUAUUAAUUAUUUUAAGUUGUGUUUCAUUAGUGUCGCAUGUUUUUUUCCUUGGAUUUGACCAUUAACAAACUGUCAGCUUCUUCAUAGUUGACAUGUAGCAGGUUUAAAGCAUUAACCAUAAUUUCGAUUUAUUUAAAAAGAGCGAAAGGGACAGGCAGUAUUUUUGCCAUUUCCAACUUUGUAAUUUAAUGAUGUUUUUCCCAGUAAAAAAACUAUGUUUCAAACAA
Molecule: messenger RNA, 4127 nt
Organism: Saccoglossus kowalevskii
Lineage: Eukaryota; Metazoa; Hemichordata; Enteropneusta; Harrimaniidae
Gene: zic1
Product: Zic family member 1 (odd-paired homolog, Drosophila)
Biological process (GO): regulation of transcription by RNA polymerase II
Cellular component (GO): nucleus
Molecular function (GO): RNA polymerase II cis-regulatory region sequence-specific DNA binding; DNA-binding transcription factor activity, RNA polymerase II-specific
Source: RefSeq, marked provisional